AUGUCGGGGGCCUGCCUUGGGCUCUUAGUCUGCAUCCUGUGCUCUGUAGUGAGAGCCUAUCCCAACGCCUCCCCGCUGCUCAGCUCCAGCUGGGCUGGCCUGAUCCACCUGUACACGGCCACAGCCAGGAACAGCUACCACCUGCAGAUCCACAAGGACGGCCAUGUGGAUGGCACACCCCAGCAGACCAUCUACAGUGCCCUGAUGAUCAGAUCAGAGGAUGCUGGCUUUGUGGUGAUAACCGGUGUGAUGAGCAGGAGAUACCUCUGUAUGGACUUCAGAGGAAACAUUUUUGGAUCACACGACUUCAGCCCGGAGAGCUGCAGGUUCCGCCAGCGCACCCUGGAGAACGGCUACGACGUGUACCAGUCCCCGCAGCACCUCUUCCUCGUCAGCCUGGGCCGCGCCAAGAGGGCCUUCCUGCCCGGCACGAACCCGCCGCCCUACUCGCAGUUCCUGUCCCGCAGGAACGAGAUCCCGCUCGUGCACUUCAACACGCCGCGGCCGCGGCGGCACACCCGCAGCGCCGAGGACAACUCGGAGCGCGACCCGCUCAACGUGCUGAAGCCGCGGCCCCGCAUGACCCCCGUGCCCCUCUCCUGCUCGCAGGAGCUCCCGAGCGCCGAGGACAACAGCGUGGUGGCCAGCGACCCCUUAGGGGUGGUCAGAGGCAACAGGGUGAACACACACGCCGGCGGCAUGGGCGCGGAGCGCUGCCGCCCCUUCCCCAAGUUCUACUAGGGA
This is a messenger RNA of Diceros bicornis minor, 744 nucleotides long. RefSeq names its product fibroblast growth factor 23 (gene FGF23). Gene Ontology annotation, cellular component: cytoplasm. NCBI's taxonomy places the organism in Eukaryota, Metazoa, Chordata, Mammalia, Perissodactyla, Rhinocerotidae. Bases 1 to 741 code for a protein of 246 amino acids. The transcript has 3 exons. Gene Ontology annotation, biological process: positive regulation of protein phosphorylation; regulation of cell migration; cell differentiation. Gene Ontology annotation, molecular function: type 1 fibroblast growth factor receptor binding; growth factor activity. The record is from RefSeq and is a predicted model, not a curated record.